Messenger RNA from Coniosporium apollinis CBS 100218, 597 nucleotides. RefSeq names its product guanylate kinase. NCBI's taxonomy places the organism in Eukaryota, Fungi, Ascomycota, Dothideomycetes. The transcript has 2 exons. Gene Ontology annotation, molecular function: GMP kinase activity. Gene Ontology annotation, biological process: purine nucleotide metabolic process. Bases 1 to 597 code for a protein of 198 amino acids. The record is from RefSeq and is a predicted model, not a curated record. Gene Ontology annotation, cellular component: cytosol.
AUGCCGCCCACAACACCCCCCUUCGACACAACCCCGAUAGUAGUCUUCGGCCCCUCCGGCGCCGGAAAGGGCACUCUCCUGCAAAAGCUCUUCGCCGAAUUCCCCGACAGGUUCGGCUACAGCAUCUCGCAUACCACGCGCGCGCCCCGCCCAGGCGAGACACACGGCAAGGAGUACAACUUCACGAGCAUGGAGAAGUUUCAGGAGAUGGUGGGGCAGGGCGCGUUCGUGGAGUGGGCGCGGUAUGGGAGCAAUUGCUAUGGGACGAGUGUUAAGGCGGUCGAGGAGGUGGAGGGGCGGGGGAGGUGUUGUGUGUUGGAGAUUGAGAUGGAGGGCGUCAAGCAAGUAGCGAAUCACCCCACCUUCCCUCGCCCCCGAUUCGUCUUCAUCUCUCCGCCCUCCCCAGAGGUUCUCGAGAAGCGGCUAAGAAGCAGAGGGACGGAUAAAGAGGAGGAGGUGCUCAAGCGGCUAGAGCAAGGAAAGAAGGAGAUGGAGUUCGCCAAGUCCGGGGGUGUGAAUCCGAAGGUCGUGGUUAACGACGACUUGGAGAGGGCGUAUAAGGAGUUGAAGGAAUGGGUUGUGGGGAAGGAGUCGUAA